This is a messenger RNA of Strongylocentrotus purpuratus (purple sea urchin), 1359 nucleotides long. RefSeq names its product galactosylceramide sulfotransferase-like. Gene Ontology annotation, molecular function: galactosylceramide sulfotransferase activity. Bases 60 to 1121 code for a protein of 353 amino acids. The record is from RefSeq and is a predicted model, not a curated record. Gene Ontology annotation, biological process: glycolipid biosynthetic process. Gene Ontology annotation, cellular component: membrane. The transcript has 2 exons. NCBI's taxonomy places the organism in Eukaryota, Metazoa, Echinodermata, Echinoidea, Camarodonta, Strongylocentrotidae.
CGACCUGUGUCUAUCUGAAUAGUCUAACUAUCGGUACGAGGCUAUACAGCCACGGCAGAAUGAUGCCGAAUGCAAGUUCAUGGCGCCCUCAUCGUCCACCUGACCCAAACGUCAACUGGACAUGCAGUCCAAAACAGCGGAUUGUAUUCUGCAAGACACACAAGACCGGUUCGACAACCACUGCAGCUCUUCUGGAAAGGUUCGGUUACCGCCGAAACCUGAGUUUCGCUAUGGGUAGAAACAGUCAUAUUAUCUCCCACACUAAACUAUUUCAUCAUUCUAUGGCUUUCAAAAUUCCUAAUAGAACACGCCAAGACUUUGAUUUCCUGGUAAACCACAUUCGCUUCAAUAGAAAAGAGAUGGAUAUUUCGGUGCCGAACGCUAAGUAUAUUUCGCUAAUUCGAAACCCGAUAACCCAACUCGAAUCUGAAUUCGGAUACUUCGAAAUGGCCGAUAAGCUCAAGAUCAAAACCAAAAAUCCGUUCAUGACCUUCAUCUCGAAUCCGCAGAAAUAUUAUCACAUGAAUUCAAAUAUGUGGUUUCGACGGAGAAACGGACAGUUAUACGAUUUGGGACUCGAUCAUAAAUACGAUGAGAAUUUCACAGUCAUCAAGGACAAAAUUCAACAAUUAUCCACCGAAAUAGAUCUCAUGAUGAUGAACGAAUAUUACGAUGAAUCAAUGAUUCUUCUGAAAAGGAUGAUGUGUUGGGAUUUUGAGGACGUUCUUUACAUAAAGCUUGGAGUUCGGAGCGGCUCGCACCGUUAUCCCCUAACUGCAGGCGCCGUGGAGAAAAUCAAGGUAUGGAACGCCGGCGACGUGAUGCUCUACGAUUAUUUCAAUCGCACUUUUUGGCAGAAAGUUCGCGCUUACGGCUCGACAUUCUCCCAUGACCUCGCCCAUCUGCGGACCAUGCUACGUUAUGUGUCUGAUAAAUGUAUACACUCUGAUAAGAAAAACCUUAAAGAUAAACGGGUCGAACAAUUCGUCCUUUAUCCUAACACAUCGAAAUAUUGUACAGAUUUGAUACGCGACGACGUCCAAUACACAAAGCUGAUAAGGAACGAGAUGAUCGAACGGGGUCGGCUUGAGUUUGAGAACAAAAAUCGUUCACUCGGAUAGGACAGUAAACUGUUGAAUAUUGUAACAUUUACUUUCUCUUGAGUAGUAUCUAUGAAUAGAAAUGUGACACGAGGAGAAUGUAUUACCGCAAACUUAUACAUUUAUACACACCAACAUGUAUCACCAAACAUUUAGAGAUCUUCUCACUAUAAACAUGACGGACAAAGAAAGAGGACAAAAUAUACAGUUCCUCAGGUAGACAAAGGAACAUCCCUUCACUGCUAUUAUGUAAAAAUGU